Acanthosepion pharaonis is the source of this 813-nucleotide messenger RNA. NCBI's taxonomy places the organism in Eukaryota, Metazoa, Mollusca, Cephalopoda, Sepiida, Sepiidae. The record is from the annotation of a GenBank genome assembly.
AUGUAUAAGGGUAAUGGAGAACUAACGGAGAGACAAGGGAGACAAAGUAAGAGGAAAGAAGAUAAGAAAAAUAAUAAUAAGGCGAUAGAAAGUAUAAGAAACAGAGGGGGGAGCUUUAUUUUCUUUCUUCUCUUUAUCUUUCUUCUCUUUGUCCUUUUUCUUGUUUUUUUCUUUCGCUUUUUUUUUUCGUAUAUUAUGCAUUCUUUUUUUCUCUUUUUUCCUUUUCUUCUCUACUUUAUUUUCCUUUUUGUCUAUUUACUUCUUUCGUCUCUUUUUCAAUUCUAUCGUUUCUUUUCUUUUCUCCUUUCUUCUGUCGUCACUUUGUUCAUUCAUAACUUCCUUCGUCUCUAUGUCCUCUUUCGUUUACUUUUCUUUCGUAUCUCUCCCUCUUCUUUCAAUUCUUUAUGCUUUCUUUCGUCUAUUUUUCUUCGUUUUUCGUCUCCUUUUCUCUACUUCUGUUUAUUUUUUUUUUUUCUUUCUUUCUUUUCUUUCUUUUCCUUUUUUUUUCUUUCUUUCUUUUCUUUUCUUUCUUUCUUUCUACUUUUGUCUCUUUCCCUCUCUUUUGUCUCUUUUCAUCUUUCAUCUCUUUAUGUCUUCUUAUUCCUAUUUUUCUUCUUUGUCUUUUUUGUUUUUCAUUUUUUGUCUUUUUCUUCUCGUUUCUUAUUCCUUUUUUUUCUUUCUUUUUCGUCUCGAACGUGUUGUUUUUCAUUUUUUACUUUUUUCUUCUUUAAGUUUUUUUUUUCAUUUUUUUUCUUUCUUUUUUUCUUCUUAUUCGAAAUCGGACGUGUUUUCUCAGCCCGCUCCAUUUCCUAA